CCGCCGCGGAUCCCGGCACGCCCCGCGCGGCGGAGAGGCGGGGUCCGCCGUGGCGGUGCGGGGAGGCGAGGCGGCUGCUGCGCGCAUGCGUGGGGGCCUCGCCCCUCUCGCCCCCUCCCCCGCCUCGCGCUGUGCGCCGGCGCAGUGCGGCGCGACUCGUGCGAGGGGAAGGGCGAGUCGCGGCUGUCGGAGCAAGGGGGGCAUCCGCGGCGCUCCGCGCCUCCUCCGCCGCCAUGGCGGGCGCGGCACCGGCACCCGCACCCGCACCCGUCCCGGCGUCUGAGAAAGUGGAGACCUCGGCGGCAUCGGUCGAGCGACCGUCACUUUCGACGGCCGCGCUGGCGAAGAUGGAACGGAACCGGCAACGAGCGCUGGCACUGCGGCAGGCGCGGCUGGCGGCUCGGCCCUAUCCUGCCGCAGGCGGCCAGCGGGUGAGGGCCCCCGCCAAGGUCGUGGAUACGGGAGGGGGCUUCUUCCUGGAGGAGGAGGAGGAGGAGGAGCUGGAGGAAGGGCCCGGCGGCGGCGCCGGGAAAAUCGUGCAUCCCCCCGCACCUGUGCUAGAAUUUGACUAUCUCAUCUGUGGAGACUGUGGCAAAGACUUCAUGGAUUCGUACCUUAUGCAGCACUUUGAUUGGGCAACAUGUGAUAACUGCAGAGACACUGAAGAUAAGCAUAAGCUUAUAACAAGGACGGAAGCAAAAGAAGAGUAUCUUCUUAAAGACUGUGAUUUGGAUAAGAGGGAACCAGUGCUCAGAUUCAUUGUGAAGAAAAACCCUCAUAAUUCACGUUGGGGUGACAUGAAACUUUAUUUAAAACCACAGGUAAUCAAGCGUUCCCUUGAAGUCUGGGGUAGUGAAGAAUCAUUGCAAGAAGCAAAGGAACUGCGCCGUGAUAACAGAGAGAAGAUGAAACAGAAGAAGUUUGAUAAGAAAGUUAAAGAACUCCGCCGUGCUGUGAGGAGUAGUCUCUGGAAGAAAAAAACCAGUAUCCACGAACAUGAGUAUGGACCAGAAGAAAACAUUGACGAAUCUACCUAUAAAAAGACAUGUACUGUAUGUGGCCAUGAAUUAACUUAUGAGAAGAUGUAGUGAUAACCAUUCCCCCCCCACACCCUUUAAUUAUCUUUUUAAUGUUAUUUUGUAUCGAAGUCAAAUAAAUGCUAAUUAUGAACAAGCUGUUGCCGAAUUCUC
Melopsittacus undulatus (budgerigar) is the source of this 1190-nucleotide messenger RNA. RefSeq names its product XPA, DNA damage recognition and repair factor (gene XPA). Bases 234 to 1088 code for a protein of 284 amino acids. Gene Ontology annotation, cellular component: nucleotide-excision repair factor 1 complex. Gene Ontology annotation, biological process: nucleotide-excision repair, DNA damage recognition; UV-damage excision repair; base-excision repair. Gene Ontology annotation, molecular function: damaged DNA binding. Lineage: Eukaryota; Metazoa; Chordata; Aves; Psittaciformes; Psittaculidae. The transcript is spliced from 6 exons. The record is from RefSeq and is a predicted model, not a curated record.